AUGACUGUCCUGGACCAAGUCGCUCACGUCGUCGCCCACGUCGUCGUGAGGGCUGCGACAGAAACUGCCUCUUCGACAACGUCAGACACCACCAGCCCGCAGACUGCUAUUCCCUCCAACACAAAUAGCAGCAACAACAACAACAAGGGCGGCGGCUCCAGCUCGCCGCUGCUCUUCUUUGUUGCUCUCGGUUUUGGUGUCGUCUUCACAAACUUGUGGAUCAUCGUCGGCGUCAAGUACUGCUUUAGAUACAAUGCUCGCAACCGAGCACGCAUGACCAACGAAGAUGGCGAGCCCAUCACGCUCGAAAACAUGCCCCGCCCCCACCGGAGGAGACGCGAAAAGAAGCUCAUGACCAUGGACGAGGUCAACGACAAGUUCCCCAUGAUGAAGUACAAGACGUGGGUUUCGCAACGUGCUCGAGAAGGCUUGCCCACGUCCGGAGGAGUUGAAGCGCCCAGUCGACCCAACAGCGUUCACAACGUAGACGGAGCCAUUCCUGACCUUUCUCCGAAAGAACGCGCCUCGGCCGAGGUUCGUGCCCUCGAGGAGGCUACACCUGCCGCCAAGACCGAACCUGCCAAAGAGACUACCGUCAAGGAAGAUGACGACAAGAAGGACGUUACGGUUGUUGGCGAAACGGCAGAAGACGGACCCGUGAAGCCCCAUGGCAACUUGAAGCGAACAACCACCGAAGAAGAAGAGGACGACGAGGACGACGAGGACGACGAGCAGAUCACCGCCGCUCUGCCGCCGGAGCUUCUCAACACAUCUGGCGAUACCUGCGCCAUUUGCAUCGACACCCUCGAAGACGACGAUGACGUCCGUGGACUGACCUGUGGCCAUACUUUCCACGCUGUGUGCGUCGACCCUUGGCUGACUAGCCGCCGUGCAUGCUGCCCGCUGUGCAAAGCCGACUAUUACGUCCCGAAGCCCAGGCCCAACCCCGAAGGCGAUGCCGUCGCGGCUGGCAAUACCGCCAACCUCGAUCCGCGCCAGAACGGCCGAAUGAACUUGCCCAUGGGUCUAUCGACAGCCUGGUUCCGGUCUUCAAGUAACCGCAACAACAGCAACAGCAACAACGACAACUCAAGAGCCCCGUCUUCUCUGUUGCGGUUCCCUCGGCGACGGGCGCAGGAAGCGGCGCUUGAUGCGACGACACAAGCCCAGCAGGCUCAGGCAGCAACCAAUACUGCAGAGACAUCUCACCCGUCUCCUCCCGUCACCAUGCUUUCGUCUGUCCGACAUGCCAUCCGCUUCGGACGCACGGUCGAGCCGUCACCACGGAUGAACGGUGAGGGGGUGACCCCAUCGCAGCUGGAGGCGGGUAAUCGUCCGACUACCACUGCCACAUAA
Messenger RNA from Trichoderma aggressivum f. europaeum, 1356 nucleotides. RefSeq lists its product as uncharacterized. Lineage: Eukaryota; Fungi; Ascomycota; Sordariomycetes; Hypocreales; Hypocreaceae. Gene Ontology annotation, biological process: ubiquitin-dependent protein catabolic process. The record is from RefSeq and is a predicted model, not a curated record. The transcript has 2 exons. Bases 1 to 1356 code for a protein of 451 amino acids. Gene Ontology annotation, molecular function: ubiquitin protein ligase activity.